Molecule: messenger RNA, 3438 nt
Organism: Mycosarcoma maydis (corn smut)
Lineage: Eukaryota; Fungi; Basidiomycota; Ustilaginomycetes; Ustilaginales
Exons: 1
Coding region: 1-3438 (1145 amino acids)
Biological process (GO): cell division
Molecular function (GO): protein binding
Source: RefSeq, a predicted model, not a curated record
AUGCCGCUUGCAGUGACAGCGUCCAGGUCGCGCUUGGCAGCUACCAAGGCUCGCCAACCCACCGCAUCAUCCUCCGCCUCCUCUACUACCACUUCCGCACCUGGCCGAUCCAAGUCAGCAACAGCGCCUCAAUCAGCUCCUAUUCCACCUCCGCCAUCGGUGCUAGAGUUGCCAUCCCCGCUUCCUACGCUCUCAGAGCUUCAAGCAACCCACGACAUUCAACCCAGCCCACACCUUGUUGCUCGCCGACUUAACUCGCUCGCCCGCUCCUUCCUUGCAUUGCAUGCCGAAACAGCGUCGCCUGACCCUCUCAACUGGGAGCUCGAUCUGUGCUCUGCUACCUUGUUCUCUGUGUACGCCGUGUGCCUAGACUCGUCCUCAGCCAUUGCGCGUGCCACUUUGGCUAGAUGCGCUCGUCUCGGAGGCUUCAACAUUGUGCUCCCGUUCAGUCCCUCGGCUAGUGCAGCGUCAGCGACCGUUUCUGCUUCCAAGCUCAGCUCUCAGGACCCUCAUGAUGCCGCCGGUGCUCACGCAUGCAUCCACAUUCUUCAGCAAGGAUCGUCAGCUACUUUCCACGACGCAGCCAGUGCCCGAGAGUAUCGUGAUGCGUGUCACACGCUCGGCAGAUCGUCCGACGCUCUUCAGGUCUCUGAUCUGCUUCGAGACAAGGCACUUGGCAAGAGAAAGGCCAUGGAACCAGCUCAUCAAGAUGCCUCUUUGUCUCAACCUGUUUCGUCAAAGCACCGUUACCAAUCCCAACUACAAACCGACCAGGCGUACAAUGCAGCCAGUCGCGCACGCAUCCAGCAAGCACAAACCCUAUUCAGCCAAGCAAUCCAGCUUGAUCCUUUCAACUGGCGCGCAUGGGCAGGCCUUUGCGAUACCGGAUACGGUGCCGCCUCGGCUACCAAGCAUCUCAGCGCUUCUACACUAGAUCGUCUUUACUCGAAUCUGGUCGCAAAGGUGCAGGCCCCCUACAUAGCCACCGAAGCUUCGCUCAAGUCCAGCCCGCCAUUCUCGAAUGCACACGUCGAAGCUUCUCCCAUGGUCCGCAAGGUGUCGGAAGACGGCGCCAACAAGAAGCUCAAGGUUUCUUCAGAAGUCCCUGCCGUGCCUCCGAUGCCUCCCUUGCCGGUCUCCGCCGUCCGCAACGGCGUGCCGUCCAAACCAACCGACAAAGUGACUCCACCGCUGCCAACCACGUCAGCCAGCGCCGUGACGGCUACACGCUUGCAUCCAGCAUCGCGUGCUCUCUCGGCCGCCCAGACCAACACACGCCAUCUCGAGCCCGUAUCUGCCGAAAAGGACAAUGUCAAGGCAGUCAAGGUUGUCGACAACGCUACUCGGCCCACUCGCACCACAGGUGUACGCACUGCUACAGUCACUGCUCCUACCACCACAAACGCACGGCAGUUGCGGUCUACCCGCGGCAACACGGGCGUUUCGACAGCGGCGACCACCGUCUCGCGCUCCGCAGCAGCCCCGAUCAGAGCAGGCGCCACAAGUGCAGCCGGCAGCGUCUCUUCCACCUCUUCUGCAUCUUCCACCUCAUCCAUGUCGUCCCGCGCAACCGUCUCUACGGCGCGUACCGCUGUGUCUAGCCGCAGAGUUGCGUCAGGAGCAUCUGCUCAAUCUGCAGCGCGCGCCACAGCCGCCAAGCCCACUUCUGCAUCAACUACUCGCACCACAAGCACAACCAAUGGCGCCAGCGUUCUGCCAAAGAGGGCCAUCACCGCCGCGACGAGUCGUCUGGCUACUUCCGGCAAUCAGAGUCGUCCCGGUAGCGCCAUGUCCAAGGCGAGCUCCACUUCGGCUGGUGGUGCCGGUAUACCAGCGCGCACCAACGGUACCCUCGCUUCCAGCCGUACAGCUGCCGAGGCGAUGCGUCUCAAAGAGGAGCAACAUGCCAGAGCCAAGCUCGAUUCGCUCACCGCGUUGCGAGAGCCGAUCGUGCAGCAGCUCACGUCCAUGGCGCAUCAGCAAGCUGCAGACAGCUAUGUGCUGGCUCUGCUUGCUCAGCUCGGCGAAGCGUAUCGACUCUUGCGACUCUGCGAGGGGGACAAAGCUGCGGCUGUGUUGAUGGGCUGCGUACAAGGUGAGACUGCCGUCGUCGAGGAUGGCAGAACGCAGGUGCUCAGACAGAACGGCCACGGUUCAGCUGCAAGCAAAGCAGCCGCGUCCACCGAGAUAGAUCGCUUGCUCGACCAUCAAAUCAAAGACAGCUUGCUCCACCACCUGCUCUUGGCCCGCAGUUACGCCGAAUGCUCCCAGUACGCCUCUGCCGAACAUCACUUUGGCGCCGUAACCAAACUGAACCCUUUCAUUGCGUCGCACAUGGACGUGUAUUCGCUUGUGCUCUUCCACCUCUCUCGCGAGGUCAAGCUGUCUGCAUUGGCGCAACACCUUGCCAUGGUUGCGCCUAACACGGCGUCUACGCACAUUGUCGUCGGUAACGCGUUUUCAUUGCAGAAAGAGCACCAGACGGCGCUUGUGUGUUUUCAGCGUGCCGCGGCGGCUGCGCCAGACUACGCGUACGCCUACACGCUCGCGGGUCACGAAGCGCAUGAUUUGGGGCUGCACGAUGAAGCGAUUGCCUACUUCCGCAGCGCGAUCCGUUGCGAUCGGCGCCACUGGAACGCGUGGGCUGGGUUGGGUCGUGUCUACCUAGGCCUCGGCGAGCACGAACACGCUGCAUGCAAGAGUCUGCAGCAGGCGAUCCACCUGAACGCUUCCAACCACCUCCUUUGGGAUCUGGUGGGUUGGACGUUUUCAUUGCUCAAUGCACCGGCCAAGGCGCUGGAGUGCUACGAUCGGGCGAUCGAACUGGCACCGCGGGCGUCGGUGUUGACGUAUCUGCGUCGAGCAGAGCUGUUGCUGCAACAUGGAGAUGUGGACUCGAGCCAUCGCGAUCUGGUCUGUGCGCACGACUUGGCGCCCGAGGAAGCAAGCGUGCAUAUCUUGCUCGCUCAGUCGUACAUGCGUCUCGGCGGAGGUAGCUUUUGCCACAUCGAAGGCGCUACGGCCAAAGCCAAGGCGAGUGGCGUCAUGAUCUUGCCCGAAAAGUUCCAAGCCGAAAUCAGCCAUCACCUGAGCGUUGCGGUAGAUCUGGACCCUACGCUCUUGCGUCUCGUCAAGAGCAUCUGUGAAGGCUACAAGUGUUUGCCUGGGAGCAAGCUGGUGCCUAACGAAUUGUCGUUGAUGGACUCGAUCACAAUCGAUGAAAGCCAGCCAAGCGCGUUUGCGCACAUGCAGCGCGAGUCGAGCAGGCUCGCCAACUCGACCGCGCACCACCUCGUGCACGUUGCUCCAGGCGCUCUGCAACCUCCACCGCCAGAUUUUGCCAGCAGCCUCCCCACGCACAACGACGCAAGCAGCUGGCUCCACCGCGCGAAUUCCAGCCUGGAUAUCGUCCUGCACGACACAGAUGUUUCCAUCUGA